GUGGCUCUUCGCUGGAGCCGAAGCUGAAACGGAGACGUACUUCGACUAAAGCGACUCAUCAGGAGCUCGCGAAGUCCGAGGAGAUCAAGCGGCCCGCAGCGGAAACUUCGCUGCCAGCCACAUCCAGCAAAACCUCUACGACGGAGGAGUCGGAUGACAGCAGUAGCAGCGAGGGCAGCAGCAGCAGCUCAGAAGGUCGCAGUCUUCGACGCAAACUGGUUCGGACAGCACGAAUCAAAGUCCAGGCACUGGAGUCGCUUCAAAGCAACAAGGCCGAGUACCUGGAGGCGAAGCUUGCGCUUCUGAAGGUUCUGAUCCUCGAGAUGAAGGGCCGUGACUCCCGCCUUGCGCUGGAGAAGGUAGGCAUGUACGAUGCCAUCCGGGCUUGCCUGGAGGAUGGGGCCAUGGACAAAACGGACUCCUUGUGGCAGUUGGGGACAGAAGUGGCCAGAACAGCUUUGAUGCUGCUGCUGCAGAUUUCCUUCAGCAAGCAGGAGUUGGUGGACUCGCAGAUACCGAAACGGCUUGUUGAGUUGAAGAGAGCACGAUCCUCUCUGCAACCAAUGAUCACCCAAAUUGUUGUCAGAGCUCGGGAGGAAAGUCAGAGGAGGUCGGACGGAAGCGCUUCCGCCAAGGUGGCCUCACCGGAGGGGCUUGGGAAGAAAGAUGGCGACGAGGAGAUGAACCCGAACCAGGGUCAAGAGGAGGAGACAGACAUGCCAAAAUGGGAGCCGAUGGACGAGGAGCUCAGCCCCGGUGCUGAGGUGAUCAUCGAAGGCUCCCUCAUGAAUCCGCAGCUGAACGGCCUUCACGGUACAGUUGCGCUCUUCGAACGAGACAGACAACGCUACCACGUGAAUGUAACGUUGGACGGCUACCCGGUCGUCGCCAAGAUGAGAAGGUCAUACCUGCGAGCGGUGGGGCCGGCUCCUCCACCGGAGCCGAGCUCCAGCGACGGGGCUGGCAUGGAGCAGGAGGAGGACCUCGAUGCAGAAGCCGAGGCAGCUCUGAUGAGGCUUCGCGCAAAGGCGGACGAGGCGCCGACCGAGCCGGCGGAAAAUCCGCCGCCAGCAGAUUCGACUGAAGGGGCUGCUGAGGCGCCAGCCGCGGACACUCCGCAGCCGGCACCUUCGGCCGAGCCGGAGUCCGAGCCGGCUUCCGAGGAGAGGGUGCCGCCGCGGGACCCAGCAUCCGCCCCGCCACCCGAGCCGCAGCUCGCGCCGGAAACCCCGCCACCAGGCUGGCCGCUUACCGGUGCCGAUGAUCCACCAGAACCUCCUCCGGUACCAAAGCCAUGUCUGGACGAGAAAGAGGCGUCUUCUCAGCCUGAGCCGGAGGCUGUGCCCAGCGACCCUGCCGAAGCCCCUCUUGAGGAUGGUCUGCAGGAUCCCGGCUUCGAAGUGGCUCCAUUCCCGGAGCUGUCGGAUCCACCCCAGGACGACGAGGUGACCGUCCUGGCCGACGGCCACCAGGAGCAGGAAUUGGCGAAAUGGACGUCCGCCCAUCAAGCGUGGGCAGCGGAAAGGCACCGGCCGCCCAUGACCGUGCCACGCAAGCUGCCGUCCGGAGGGUAUGUCGGACUCUAA
Messenger RNA from Symbiodinium sp. CCMP2592, 1586 nucleotides. The record is from the annotation of a GenBank genome assembly. Lineage: Eukaryota; Dinophyceae; Suessiales; Symbiodiniaceae.